AUGUCUGGAUUUUUGGAGCACGCUUACAGCCUGGUCCACCAGGACAAUGCAGCCGAUAUCCCUUCCGUGUCCGACCUCCGGACCCAGCUCGAGAAGGGCACAGACGAAUCCAAGGUCGAUACCAUGAAGCGCAUUCUGACAAUCAUGCUCAAUGGUGACCCCAUGCCCUCGCUCCUCAUGCACAUCAUCCGAUUCGUCAUGCCCUCCAAGUACAAGCCGCUGAAGAAGCUGCUUUAUUUUUACUACGAGAUCUGUCCUAAACUGGAUGCUAGCGGCAAGCUCAAGCAGGAGAUGAUUCUCGUCUGCAAUGGCAUUCGUAACGACCUCCAGCACGCAAACGAAUACAUUCGUGGCAACACGCUCCGUUUCCUCUGCAAGCUUCGCGAAGCCGAGCUGAUCGAACCUCUCCUCUCAUCGGCGCGCUCUUGUCUCGAACACCGCCACGCGUACGUCCGAAAGAACGCUGUAUUCGCCAUAUCGUCCAUCUACUCGCACUCUCCGACCCUUAUCCCGGAUGCAGCCGAGCUCAUCACAACAUUCCUCGAGGGCGAGACAGAUGCUACCUGCAAGAGGAACGCCUUCGCGGCUCUGUCGAGCAUCAGCCACGACUCUGCUCUAUACUAUCUCAGCUCUGUCUUUGAGGGGGUCCCCAAUGCAGAGGAGCUGCUGCAGCUUGUGGAGCUCGAGUUCAUUCGCAAGGAUGCCAUCCAGAACUCUCAGAAUAAGGCCCGCUACCUGAGGUUAAUCUUUGACCUUCUAGAAGCGAGCGCCUCCACCGUCGUCUACGAGGCUGCGUCUUCCCUUACCGCCUUGACCAACAACCCCGUCGCUGUGAAGGCUGCCGCUGCCAAGUUCAUCGAGCUAAGCAUCAAGGAAUCCGACAACAAUGUCAAGCUUAUCGUUCUUGACAGGGUUGACCAGCUCCGCAAGAAGAACCCUGGUGUUCUGGACGACCUCACCAUGGAGAUCCUGCGUGCCCUCUCCAGUACGGAUCUUGACGUCCGCAAGAAGGCUCUUGAGAUUGCCCUUGAGAUGGUGUCGAGUAAAAACGUCGAGGAAGUUGUGCUCCUUCUCAAAAAGGAGCUUUCCAAGACAGUGGACCAGGAGUACGAGAAGAACUCUGAGUACCGUUCCAUUCUCAUCCACACCAUUCACCAGUGUGCCAUCAAGUUCUCCGAGGUUGCCUCCAGCGUCGUGGAGCUGCUCAUGGACUUCAUUGCCGACUUCAACAACGCCUCUGCAGUCGACGUCAUCAACUUCGUCAAAGAAGUUGUCGAGAAGUUCCCCAACCUGCGCUCCACCAUUGUUCAGCGCCUCGUCUCGACCCUUGGCGAGGUUCGUGCUGGCAAGGUUUACCGCGGAAUCAUGUGGAUCAUUGGCGAGUACUCGCUCGAGGAGAAGGAUAUCCGCGACGCAUGGAGGAGGAUUCGCUCGAGCCUCGGAGAAAUUCCCAUCCUUGCCUCCGAGCAGCGUCUCCUCGAAGAGGACGGUAACGAGGAGAAGCCUGAGGAGCAUGUGAAUGGAAGCAAGCCAGCUCCCCCCAGUGGUUCCCGCAAGGUUCUGGCCGACGGUACGUACGCAACCGAGACAGCGCUCACCAGUCAAUCGUCCGCUGCUGCCAAGCUGGAAGCCGUUAAGGCGGCCCAGAAGCCCCCUCUGCGCCAGCUCAUUCUAGAUGGCGACUACUACCUCGCUACUGUUCUCUCCUCAGCGCUGGUGAAGCUCGUUAUGCGGCACUCGGAACUCUCAUCCGAUGUGGCUCGGACAAACGCUCUGCGUGCCGAGGCUAUGCUCAUCAUGAUCUCCAUCCUCCGCGUCGGACAAUCGCAGUUUGUCAAGGCCCCCAUCGACGAGGACUCGGUCGACCGUAUCAUGUCGUGUGUUCGGUCGCUGGCCGAGUUCUCCGAGAAGAAGGAUCUCGAGAAUGUCUGGCUCGACGACACCAGGACGGCCUUCCGUGCCAUGGUGCAGGUUGAGGAGAAGAAGAGGGCGGCCCAGGCCGCCUUUGAGAAGGCCAAAACGGCAGUCCAGGUGGACGAUGUGGUUGACAUCCGACAGCUCUCCAAGAAGAACACAUCAGUAGGCUUGGACGAGGUCGAGGUUGACUUGGAGAGGGCCACUGGCGGAGAAUCCACAUCAGAAGACCUUUCCUCCAAGCUCAGCCGCGUGGUACAGCUGACUGGUUUCUCGGAUCCUGUAUAUGCUGAGGCCUACGUCAACGUUCACCAGUUCGACAUCGUCCUGGAUGUUCUACUCGUCAACCAGACCACCGAGACACUUCAAAACCUCUCGGUUGAGUUCGCCACCCUGGGUGACCUCAAGGUUGUCGAGCGCCCGACAACCCAGAAUCUCGCCCCUCACGACUUCCACAAUGUGCAGUGCACAAUCAAGGUAUCAUCAACGGACACUGGCGUCAUCUUUGGUAACGUCAUCUACGACGGUCCUCACUCGACUGACACCAACGUGGUGAUACUCAACGACCUUCACGUGGACAUUAUGGACUACAUCCAGCCCGCCACCUGCACUGAAACACAGUUCCGUACCAUGUGGACUGAGUUUGAAUGGGAGAACAAGGUCAACAUCAACUCAAAGGCCAACACUCUCCGUGAGUUUCUGGAGCAGCUGAUGGCCUGCACCAACAUGAACUGCCUGACUCCAGAGGCCAGCCUCAAGGGAGACUGCCAGUUCCUGAGCGCUAACUUGUACGCCCGCAGCGUUUUUGGUGAGGAUGCGUUGGCAAACCUGAGUAUCGAGAAGGAAGGAGAAGAUGGCCCUAUUACUGGUUUUGUUCGUAUAAGAAGCAGGUCACAAGGUCUGGCCCUCAGUUUGGGUUCUCUAAAGGGCCUGAACAGGAUUGGGUCAUCGUCCUAG
This is a messenger RNA of Geosmithia morbida, 2871 nucleotides long. RefSeq names its product coatomer subunit beta. Gene Ontology annotation, cellular component: cytoplasm; COPI vesicle coat. Gene Ontology annotation, molecular function: structural molecule activity. Gene Ontology annotation, biological process: endoplasmic reticulum to Golgi vesicle-mediated transport; intra-Golgi vesicle-mediated transport; intracellular protein transport. The transcript is spliced from 4 exons. Bases 1 to 2871 code for a protein of 956 amino acids. NCBI's taxonomy places the organism in Eukaryota, Fungi, Ascomycota, Sordariomycetes, Hypocreales, Bionectriaceae. The record is from RefSeq and is a predicted model, not a curated record.